This is a messenger RNA of Theileria parva strain Muguga, 1402 nucleotides long. RefSeq lists its product as uncharacterized. Lineage: Eukaryota; Apicomplexa; Aconoidasida; Piroplasmida; Theileriidae. The record is from RefSeq and is a predicted model, not a curated record. The coding region runs from base 535 to 1353 and encodes 272 amino acids. The transcript is spliced from 7 exons.
AGCCAGAAUACCAGGGAAUUCAGCACUGUGUAAGGGAUAACGUGCAAAGCCAAUAAACCCCAACCUUCUCAAAGAUUCCACAAACACAACACUCUCCAAUAAAAUUAUUACAUAAAUUAUUCUCAUAAAAUUUUAUCAUCAAAUUUUAUCAUAAAGUUGUUUACAAUAUUUUACACUUUAAAUUGUAACACAAGUUGACACCACCCCUCCCUAGAAUACUACUCCCCUGACAGUAAAAUAAUUAUUUUGUAUUGUUAUGAGAUUGGUGAGAUUAAUUAAAAGAUUGAAGAGAUUUGACGGUCGGAGUGGAUUUUUUACGCUUGGCGUCCCGAGUUUGGCUGUGAUGCUGAGUAUCAUAGUGACUGGCACAUUUCUAAUAGAUAAACAGCUGGAAUUAAAAUAUUUACGAGAGCAAAGUGUGACUAAAAGGGAACAAACACUCCAGGAGGAACAUGAGGAAAUGGUUAAAAUGUUAACCAAAGUCAUACCUACAGACGAUUUAAACAACUCAAUUCCCGUUCCACAGUUAGACUAAUGCAACAAUUUAUUAACAUUAAACUACACCAAAUCACUCAGAAUUCCGAUGCGUUCACUGGGGAAGUAAUAAACUCUUAUGAUAACUGGAAUCAUAAACAUGUCAUCGGACUGGUUGGUGUGGAUAGUGUGGUGAAAUCUGAUGUGUUGGAAUUACAGCCGAUAAGCCAAGUGUCAAUUUUACCUCCAGAACUUACACUCACCCCCAAAAUUCUCAAUAACCUCAAACCACUCACCACAUCACUUUUAUGUGAUUACUUAUACCUAAAGACAAAUGAACAUGAAACAAUCGUCAUCGUCUCUCCCUCUUGGGAGGAUUCGAUAUGGUAUGUGGAGUGGGUAUUACUGAAAAACGCGCAUGUGAUUGUAUACAUACCAAAAACUGACGAGAACUUUUUAUCGAAAUGGUCCCGACACCCGUUCUUCAAACACCAGUCAUUCAAAAAUAAAUCACAACAAAUAAUGUUGAGGAGUUUGCGUUGUGAAGACUUGAGUAGUGAUGUAUUAAGGGUAACUGGCGGUUACGGCGCCAGUGGUAUUCUAAUCUUAAAAGACUCCGUUACAGCGUUUUCCACAGACCAAAUGACGUUACACAGGCAAGUGUUACUAUCCUGCGGAAUCGGCGGGAGAAUUGUCUGGUGUAGUCAGCUGGACCAAGUCGAUCCUUGCGAGUGUGAAUGUUUAUUUUCCAAGGGAGUGUCGUUGUCAUUUUUUAACCCCGACGCCGUUCUCAAUACCGACGCGUUCCGAGGAAUCAUACAACACUCCAUCAUACUCUUCCUCAAACACACUCUCAACAACUCACUCUUCCUCUCAUAAUUUUGUUAUAUUAUUAUUUUAUUAUUAUUAUUAUUUUAUUAUUUUAUUA